AUGCAUCUUUUCAGUACUUCCCUAUUGGUUAUUUGCUCCGUUAUCGUAGUCGAAACCUGCAUUCCAUUAAAUGCGCAACCAGGAUUGCGAGGACCGCCAGGUAGGGAUGGACGGAAAGGAAGUGAAGGCGAACUAGGAGUUCGAGGUGAAGAAGGUCCACAAGGAGAACCGGGAAUGCAGGGACCACCUGGGAAACAAGGUAAACCAGGUGACAAAGGAAUUCCAGGACCGCCAGGAAUUCGAGGCAAUGAAGGUGAUCAAGGUUCGAUAGGGCCAAUGGGAGCAGGAUAA
Molecule: messenger RNA, 291 nt
Organism: Cercopithifilaria johnstoni
Lineage: Eukaryota; Metazoa; Nematoda; Chromadorea; Rhabditida; Onchocercidae
Source: the annotation of a GenBank genome assembly